Molecule: messenger RNA, 28232 nt
Organism: Podarcis lilfordi (Lilford's wall lizard)
Lineage: Eukaryota; Metazoa; Chordata; Lepidosauria; Squamata; Lacertidae
Source: the annotation of a GenBank genome assembly
GGGAAAUGUAGUUGAGAGCAGGGAAGGAAGCGGAAGGGGCGAAGCGGGGAGGGCGGGGAGGAGAGACUACGGCUCCCGAGAGCUUUAGCGCGGAAGGAUUUAAGCCGCCGCUUCGCCGGCAACCGUCUCCUCCCCCCACCUGUCAGGUUACGGCCCGCGCAGUUCGAACGCAGGAGAGACGGGUCGCCCCGAGGACCGCGAUUCGGAACGCGCGAAGCGACAGGGCCGCACUGAUUGAAAGAGGCGUUUCCUCAGAGAGGGCCUGGUAAGCAAGGUCUGCCGCUCUGGCUGAAGGGAUUGAGUCCGGAGCGGAGUGCAGUAGCUAAACGGUUAGGGCUGGUUAUAAUAGGGAAACCAAGGCGACGCGCCUUCGCUUUGUGGGACGGCGUGAGGCCUGUAUGCUUGAGGGGGAGAGGCGUGGAGGCAGCGUUGCUAAGCAACACGAAGCACUCUGGCCUGGAACCCGCGCGGCUGAGGCGGUUCCUUGGAAAAAUGCCGCCGCCUGCUAGAGAGAAGGGUGGCCCCUGAGGCGAGAAGGUCAGCCUGCCUCCCGGGGCAGAAGCUGUGCAGGGUUGGUGCUCUCUGGGACUGGCAGGAUGAAGAGCAGCGACAGCAGGUGGGGGCCGAGGAACAAUGCUGAAUGGCUGUAAAUAAGUAGGUGAGGGCAGCCUGAGGCUGGUUGGUAGUGAUUCUGGACUCCAGCUCCCAUGAGCUCCGACCAACGUUGGGUCAGGGCUGAUGGGAGUUGCAGUCCAGUAAAACAUUAGUGCGUCUCAAACUUGGGUCCCCCAGCUGCUGUUGGACUGCAGCUCCCAUCAUCACUGACCCCUGGUCCCUGCUAGCUAGCGAUGAUGGGAUUUGGGAUUAGAAGACAUCUGAAGGCAGCCCUGUUUAGGGAAGCUUUUAAUGUUUGAUGUAUUAUUGCAUUUUAAUAUUUGGUUGGAAGCCGCCCAGAGUGGCUGGGGAAGCCCAGCCAGAUGGGCGGGGUAUAAAUAAUAAAUUAUUAGUAUUAUUGUAGUCCCAACAGCAGCUGGGGACCCAAGCUUGAGAAAACGCCGCUAGUAACGGGUCAGCCUCAACUAGGCAAAGGGGAGUACUGGAAUAGCACAUCACACAUGGCAAUGCUUUGCCUUGGAGAUACCGAGAAAUACUUUGUAAGGGUCACAGCAGACCGCAGAAGAGCUGGGUAUAAGAAAUGAGCUGUUCCAGAUGAACUGCUCCAGAUGCUGUAAAAGGCAGCAUUGCAGUUGGCAAAAGAUUGGGUCGCCAUUGGGUGGUAGGGUUGCCACCCUGGUGUUCUUGGUCUCCCAACACCUUUGUUUAUGGAAAUGCACCCUCAAAAAUGUCAUUUUAAAAUUUGGAUUUAAAAUGCUCUUUUCAGAAGAGCAAGGAGCAGCUAAGUCAUGCUGCAUUAGCAUACAGAUCGGCAAGCAAAAAACAAACAAAACUUUAUUUGAGUGCUGCUAUGGCUUUCUGCAAAAUACAGUUUGCAGAUUUGCUUGGUGAAUUUAAUUCUCACCCCUUGCCUUCUCCCAGAACAAUUCAAUUUCCAAAGUUAAACUUACUUUUGUUUGUGUUUGGAAUGCAGAGGCACAAGCCACAGAUCCUUUACAAACUAAACAUUAUAAUCUUGUCUGAAGCUUGUUUGCAAAUAGUGUUUAUGAGGAGGAUUUUCUCCCCUGAGGGUUAGCUGUGUUUGUCUGUUGCGACAAAACAGCAGUGACUUGUGGCACCUGCAAGACUAACAAAUUUUAUUGUGGGAAAAGUGUUUGUAGACUGCCCUCUUCAUCAGAUGUCAAAAGUGUAAUCUUAAAUUGGUGUAUAUGGACACACUGUGGAGCAAAUUCUGAGGCCUGAAAUGAAAUGUAAAAAGGACAGUGGUAAUUAUGUGAAAGUAAAAUAGCCAAAAUGACAGUAGACAAAGCAGUAUUGGAGGAAGCCUAAUUUGUUCUGGCCAUUGUGAAUGCCAGGAAGGGGAGAGUGUUAGGGAAGUACAUGUUCAAGAGGCCAACUACAAAUUAGCAAACUGGUUGCAGGAAGCAUUAUAUCACGAUUCUGCCAUACUAUAAAUCCAAAAUCUGAAACAGAGGGCUAUUUUCUCUGUCAUUUUAAAGGGUUUCUUCUUCAAAAGGUGGAAGGUGCUUUAUUGAUAUGUUUUUGUAGUUAUCUUUUACAUUAGACAAAUGUAUAAUAUCAAUGGAACGUAACUUAUGGACUUCUCAUGAUCACAAUACGGAUGAGGAAGACUUGUUUGCAAAUGUUGUGUCAUUAAGGAGUCGGCUAAAGAAAACGGAAAGAAAUUUACAAGACUUAGGAGAAGAGCUUUAUGUAUGUGUCCAAAGGUAAAACUUACUGUGUUUGUUUACAAAUAUAUUUGCUGCAAACUGUCCUAAUUUUGAUAGUCGGUUGGAAAAAAUUGCUGCAAAAAUCAAGAGAAGGUGUUGAUAUUUGUUUUGUUUUCCUCUAGUACGAAUUCAUAUAAUCCUGAUGACACGCUUGAGAUUUUAACCAUGGAAGAUCUCACUGAUCCUAGUGAAUUACAUAAUUGUUCAACUCAAUCUUCUCUGAGCAGAAUGCCUUGGCAUAACAGGGAUUCUUCAAGGAAACAUAAGAACAAAGUAAUUAUUCAGAAUUUGAUGGACGUUUGUUUGUUCUUUCUGACAGUUUGUAUAUAAUAUUCUUAUGGAGUUAGUUUUAUAGGUCAGUUCAUAAUGUUAAUCAUAAAAAAAUAAGAUGAAUGAAUCACUUUGGUUGGUAUUUGUUGCAAAUAUUGUUCUUUGCCUUCUAGUGUUACUCGCUGUCUUUGGAUAAAACCCUGGAAGAAGAAAAUGAAAUACUAAGGGAUAAAUUGAAUAUAGUCCGCGAAAAAAAUGCAUCCUUGACUUCUCAGAACCAUCAUCUAAUGAAUAAAAUUGAAACAAUAAACUAUGAACUGAAUCAAUCAAGAGCACGGGUAGGUAUUUGAAUAAGAUAAAAUUUUGAGGCAUUCUGAUUUGCUAAAGAUACUAUUCUAAUUUAACUUGAGUUAAGGAGCUAGUUCUAUAUUUGUAUACUUGCUUACAGGAUCAGGGGUAUGGGGAUGACAAUCAUUAAAACAUGUUAUGAAAGUAAACCUGUGAGCCAUAUGUUGAGAUCAUGAAAUUAUUACUUCAGGGGUGUUACCCAAAAGUUGUAUUGCACAAAGUUAGAAGGCAAUUAUGCAUAUGUGGAUUUGCAGCAUUAUGUAUACAUGAUUGGGAAUUGUAUGUUACAAGUUCAUCUCAUUCACAGUUUUUAUUUUAGGCUUACAUUUAAAUCUUAGGUAUGUGCCUAAGAAAUCUAUGGAGCAAUAAUAACUUGUGGAUUUUUACAGUUUUGUUUUAUAGUAUAGCAAUUAAGUGUCACUGUGGGUUAAAACACUGAGCCUAGGACUUGCCGAUCAGAAGGUCGGCGGUUCGAAUCCCCGCAACGGGGUGAGCUCCCGUUGCUUGGUUCCUUCUCCUGCCAACCUAGCAGUUCGAAAGCACGUCAGAGUGCAAGUAGAUAAAUGGGUACCGCUUCGGCGGGAAGGUAAACGGCGUUUCCGUGCACUUCUCUGGUUCACCAGAAGCGGCUUAGUCAUGCUGACCACAUGACCUGGUAGCUGUACGCUGGCUCCCUCGGCCAGUAAAGCGAGAUGAGCGCCACAACCCCAGAGUUGGCCAUGACUGGACCUAAUGGUCAGGGGUCCCUUUACCUUUACCUUUUCCCUGCAUAGCAGAAAGGAUUGCAUAUGUUAAGAAAUGAUAAAUAAUGUUGCUCAAGCAUCAUCCACCACCCUAGAAAUAUUUUAAGCAUGUGAAGGCAUACUUUGAGCCCUACUGUUUGAGGGAAAGAGCUUCAGAUAUCCAAAUUCUUAGAUAAGCCCCCUUCCCUCAGGCUUAUCAAAUACCAGCGUUCUAGCUAACAUUAGAGUAACACUAUCAUUUUGGGGGACAGUUGGAAUCCUCAGUUUUGGGGAAGAAAUGCAUAAAUAUCCUGUUCUCAAAUUACUUCCCAACCCCUUCCUAGUAGUUAUGUUUGCCUUGGACUAUGUAGAUAAACAAAUUUCAGAUCUCUGGCUUAUGGUUUUGAUAAUGAAUGUUAGUGAGUGAUUACUAAUUACUAACAAUACUGGGUAGAUACAAUGAAGUGAGAAUAAAAUACAGAAAAUAUUUUCAUUCUGGUCAAUUACAUAUAAUUGAUCAGUAUUCAUUUCAAUGAUUGGACUAUUUGUAGUUUUCUUUAAUUAAAAAAACCCCACAGUAUAGCAAAGAGAGCUUUUUGGGAACUAAUGAAGAAAUAGCCUUCUUCAAAAGAAACUCCUGUUCAAUUGGCUGUGUGUGUGACUAUGAUGUUCAGAAGUCAAGAGGCAACUCAUUAAUGGAUUCUCCUUAUUGUAUUUAUAUUUUAGAUAUCUUUCCUUGAAUCUACUUUGAGUACACACUCUGUCAGCAUUCCAAUGUUAGAAGAACAGAUAGCAAGUUUGGAAGCAGAAGUUCAAGCACAAGAUAAAGCUCUAAAGUAGUGAACCCUUUGUUUUUUAUUUGGUUUUUUUUUCAAAUCUUCAGGGUUGGUUCAUCCAUUUUUUUGGCAUGGGUCUCAGAUGUACACAUGAUCCUUUUCCUUGCCACGGGAAGAAUGGGGCUAUAUAAUGCUUGUUUGAAUGUGGUACCCUCAUCCUAAAAUAGAUAGCCUAGCUCACUUAUUGCACCUCAUAUUGAGGGUGAGUAAAGAGUCUUGGAUUUCAUGUGAUUUAUCUCCUAAAAACAGGAGUGUUUAUGCUAUUAUUUUUUCAAAUUUGGAAAACUCACAGCAAAAUCAGAAUUACUUGUACACUUAUCUCCAACCUCUGACUUACAAUUCUAUUGACCUCAGUGAAAUUAACUCAUUGCAAACAGGGUCAUAGUGUUAGGCAGGCAAAUGCAAUUAGGUCCAGUUAAGACACAAUGGUAAACCAUGGUUUUUGACUACACUUGGUUGUAGCUCACCAAAGCCAUGGUGAGCUGCAGGCUUGUCUACUCUAUUCUUCACCUCUUUCACAGUCCAGAUGAGGAGAUCAGAAAGAUCUGCUGUGUUGCUCUGAUCAUACUUUUUUCUUAUUCUUGUUAUUCAAAAAGGUUUCCCCCGUACUUUCCAUAGUAGGACAUAAAACACCAUAAUGGCUUAAAAGCAUUCAACAUAGCAUGAUAGUUUUAGUUGGCUACUCAGCACAGCUUUAAAUUAACAUAAAAUUCUAAAUUGUAAUAAUUACUCACAAAACUCCUUGAUAUUUAAUAAAUAAUACAAUGUUAUUUCCUUAAACCCAUCAAAUGUAACUAUGCUAUCAUUCUAUUCUAUCCCACCAAACAACUAAAUUGAUAUUUGUUAUAUUUUUAUUUUCCCCAAUAACUUAUGCAGAUUGAUUGCAUCUUGAACUUACUGUUUUUCCAAUAGAAAUUAAGUUCUAUGUUUAUUAGUUUUGAUCAGGUUUUUCGAUUUUUAAAAUCUCUUGUUAGGAGGAAUAAAGGAGAAAGUUUGUGGCUUGCUUGCUUUGGGCAAAAUGCUUAGUAAAACUUGUUUGUUCAUUCAGGCAAGCACUUGGUAUAGCUAACAAGAUCCAAACCAUCCGUAUAUACCCACCAAAAUACUAGUUUGAAUUUAAAAAACCUGAUCUGUAGGAUACCUGAUUGGCCACUUCUCUCAAAUUUGUGUGCUAGAGGAAGGGGGAAAUGCUCUCCAUUACCUGACGAUCUUAACCAGAUACGUUCAUGUUAUUUGUGUAUUACGCAUACACGUUAUUACGUAUACACAUCUGUGAGUAUUAUGUGUUGUUUAAAAUGCUGUUUUCUGAUUUGUUUUUAGAGAAGCAGAAGAUAAAUUAGAGGAAAGCCAGAAAAGGCUAAUGGAAAAAGAAUAUUCUUUCCAGAAGCUGAAGGAGGAAUAUAAAGAAAUUAGAUUUGAUUUAAUUGAACAAUGCAAACAAGGAAAGAGGUGACAAAUUACACAAGAGCUUGAUUUUUAUUCUUAUAGCUUGAUGACAUAUCUCCUUGCUCCAAAUUUUUUGUUGUGAGAUGCUUUGUCUGAUGUUGAACAAAACCUACAACAUUCUUUCAGAAUUAAUCUAAUUAAAUUAGGAAAAAAGUGGAAUGACUGGCAGUACAGUGGUACCUCGGGUUACAUACGCUUCAGGUUACAUAUGCUUCAGGUUACAGACUCCGCUAACGGAGAAAUAGUGCUUCAGGUUAAGAACUUUGCUUCAGGAUGAGAACAGAAAUCGUGCUCCAGCGGCAUGGCGGCAGCAGGAGGCCCCAUUAGCUAAAGUGGUGCUUCAGGUUAAGAACAGUUUCAGGUUAAGUACAGACCUCCGGAAUGAAUUAAGUACUUAACCCGAGGUACCACUGUACUGGUACCAUGUCAUAUAGAUGUAUAUGACUUUUUUUUAACCGUUAAACAAAUUUUCAGGUUGGUUGCUUUUGGAACAGAUUAAAACAAAUUUUCAGGCUGGUUGCUUUUGGAACAGAUUAAAACAGCUUCUCAAAUUGAAUAGAAAUUAGUAUUUGCAAGAUUGCUUUCUCAUUUAUAUUACAUUUAGUAAAUCCUAGUUUAAGCAUUUCAAACCUUGAUCCAAAAAGGCCUGAAUGGAAAUAAAGUUGCCUAUGCAUAGAUACAUCAAGGCUGUUAAGAGGUCAUUUCCUCCUGGAGAGAUACUGGAAUUAGUCUGUGGUAUAUGAGUGGUAUUCAAAUAAAUAAACGCACAAGUGGAACUACUUCACUUGAACAAUGGGACUCUCCCCCUUUCCUCUCACGGGCACUGCAUGCUAUCCAAAAACCUAUUCUGGAGGCUUGGUAGACCCCUCCCCAGAACAAAUUUAAGAGGUAUGUGGGGAGGGGGGGAAAGAAUCCUUGCACAAGCUGAGGUCAUUUCACUGGUGCAAGAAGUUACUUAGCACUACUUUUGAGUACACCCCUGUGUGUUUCUACCUCUGCCCUAUUCGGCUCCCUAUGGGGAGAAGGGAAUGACUGAACCAAUAGAUUCCAUAAUAAGUUGACCAUUGAGUCUCCCUUACAGUGCAACAUGAAUGGAUCUGGGAGAUAUCAAGUUAAAGCUAUCUUCUCCUGGUUUCUUCUUGUGUCAAGAGCGAGGAAGGGACUGCAUAAAGCAUGUUCAUGAAGCCCACUCCCAAUUUCCAGGAAAUAAAUCAUGUCAGAACAAAACCUUAGAACAGAGGUGGGGAGCCUUUUUUAUUUGAAUGGCCAUUGAGCCAUGGGAAAAGUCAAUUGGGUUGGAGCCAGUGGUAGACAGAGACAGAGCCAAAAGUGGGAGGUUUACAAGAAUCCUUAAUUCGUGCUCUGUGUGUGCACAGGAGAUGGCAGUCAAGGUGCAAUUUGAGUUCCACUUGCUGCUUUGCCUUUUGUGCCCUCCUGUGUGCCAAGUAAAGCAUGCCAGCCAAAUUGUUGCUUGGCUUUCAGCCCACUCUUCGCUUCCCAGAUGCUAUAGGCUGAGGGACAAGUUGUGCCAAUGGACAGGCUGAGUGGAGGAGCCCAGAAGGAGUUACGGAGAUGAGUGUCCGGCUGUGGCCCAAUGUUUACCACAGCCAGAACCCAGAGUGGAUCGGAUGUUGCUGUAGCCAGAGUGUCCCUUUUAAUGAAGGAAAAAUCAUUCUGGAUGAAAUUGAUCAGCAGGGUGAAUAGGACCCAUAGGCUGUGAGUUCCCCAGCCUUAGACAGAGUAGAUCAGGGUUCUUGCAGCGUUCCCUGUUAGCUUUAACUAUGUUUGCAUAUCCCCAUUACCUCUAUAUAUCUGUCAGUGCUGUGGAAAUAAAUUAGCGGUGCAUAAUUAUCUUAAUUAGAGUUUUAUGUUUUCAGUAUUGCAGAGAGUAUUUAUUCUCAUAUUUUAGAUGUGAUGUAUUUCACCUUUAACUUUAGUGGUUGAAUCAUUUAUUGCUUGGAAAAUGAUGAAGAAAUAAAAUGCACCCAGUCUACUUAAUGCAUUGCUGUCAUUCAGUGAAAGGCAUACAUGUUUUUCUCAGCGUUCAAACUGGAGAACGCUGUUGUGCUUCAUGACAUCGAAAUGCUUACCUGUUCCUAUGAAGGAAAUGCUCAGCAUAUACUAAUUUUAACUGUUAAUGCUCCAAUGAAAUAUUUACAUCUGUAAACCUUGUCGUGUAAAAAAUCUAUAAUGCCAUUUAUUAAGGUGCAGUUGAAUGAAACUAAAGGCUAAAAGCAAAUGUCUGUUACCGUGUGUUGUUUGUUUACAAUGUUUUAUGUUCCAAAGUUUUGAUAUUGUGAGUAUAAUAUUAUACCAUUACUUCACUUGGUUUGUUUAAAACUGACAUACCUUUUUCAUUUAAAGAACUGAAUGUCAGAGAAAUGAAGCUUUGUUUAAUGCUGAGGAGCUGACAAGAACUUUUAAAAAAUACAAAGAGAAAAUAAGUGAGAAACUGGAAAAGGUAAGAUUUGACUAGAAAAUGUCAAUCAUUUUAAUAGCGUUUUAUGUGUAUUUGUCUCAGUGUUAAGAUCAUGUCUAUGAUUAUUUAUGUUCUUCUAGCAUGCUCCUAUGUCUUUAACUAUAGCCUGACCAGCAUAAAUCAUCUUUGUGCCAAGAAGAGCAUAAUUCCCAGGUUCACUGUUAAGGGCACAGGAGCACAACCUAGUCCUGGAGGGAAGCAACUCUAGCUAAAACAGCCCAUUCAGUUGCAUUGGAAGAAAUGGUUUUCUUUACACAUAUUAUGAAUAGUUGUAGUUUUAGACAGCUUGUAACUUUAAUUAUUGCUGAGCAAAUUCAGUGCUGACACAACCUUUUGAGUCUUAGUACCAAUAAAAUUUGAAUCAAUACUAUGUCAUAGCUACAAAUGCAAAAUUAUAUUUAUAGGCAAAGGCAAUCCUGUGCCUGCUCCAGUGAUAUCUUGGAGGUCAGGGGGUGGGGCAAACCCUUCAUUUACAUCAAAUAGCAAAAUAGCAUCAUGCAGAACCUGAAACCUUUUUGUCCAGGCUUUGGAUUAUACUAAUUCAAAUGCAUUACCAAGAUGCCAUUCUGAUGCAAUCAAUAGCAAAGUGGCAAAAGGUAAAUUAUCUGGUUGCUGUCUCCUGACCUGGACAAACACAAAGACCAAUUCUCUGAUCUUUGUACAUCUUAGGUUCCAGUUGUAGUUAUAUAAUUUGGGUAGUGGGAACAUUGGGACAGAACAUUUCUAUUCCCUCCCACACCAGUGUAGAUUUUCACUGAAGAAGAUUCUGAAAACAGGACUGUAGCCUUAACUUUCCCCCUCUAAUAACAGAUUAAGUAUUGCUGAUAACUGUCUUCUUUGUACUCAGGUUCAGGAAGAAGAGCAAACUUUAGAAAGAAAUUUAAUGAACUGUGUGAAAGAGAAAGAAAAAUUGCACGCAAAAUGCAAUAGCUAUAGAAGUGAGCUUGAAAGCACAAAGGAACAAGUGAGGUAAAACGUUUCACCUUUGACACCUCCACAUGGAAAACAUUGAUGCAUGAUCAUUUUAUUAAUAGGUAUUUCGAUCAUGAAAUACUCUGACCUUGAGCUAAUGGCACAACACUAUGUGACCAGCUCAAUCCAUGCGACAGAUGACAAAGCAGCAAAGCUGUAAUGUGACUGAUUUUUCCAAACAAAGUUUUCUCAACCCAUCUCGCAUUGGGAGGGAUCCGUUUGACUGCCCAGUGGAACAACUGGAUGACUGUUUAGUCCAACAGUCGGCAUGUAUUUUUACUAGAAGUGAUUUGUUUUCUCAGUUCUUGUCUGCUCUGCCUGUAGGCAGCAGCCACGAUGUCACUCUCAAGUGGAUAAUAAGUUUUCCUGUUGCUUGAGGCAGGAAACAUAAUCAAUCCAUGGAACCUCUGAUUGACCCUUCCCUACAGUGACGCUCCCCCUGCCCCCAGCUUGAUUCUUCCUUUAUCUUCUGAUAGAAAUUAUAGGUUUUGGAAUUUUAAUAAGAAAUCACGGAUUGUAUCCAAUGGUGGCUUGAUGCUUUCACCAGUACAGCACAGGGCACCCCAUCUUCAUAUUGUCCUAAAGAAAGCAAAAGUCUGGCCUAUUUCGCAAAAGCUUUUUUUUUUAAUCCAUUCUUGUAAGACAACAAAUGCAAAAAUAAAAAUAGAUUUCAACAUUUGAAACAAGAAACUGAAGCACAGUUUUUCUAGCUUAAAUUGGCUUAUGGAAGCUGAACUUAAUACUGUUGAGAUGCUCCAGCUUGUUAUCCACUUCGCUUUUUUAUUUAUACUCAAAUUUUCCCUGUGAUUUUCAUCACCCUAUAUUUUUGUUUUAAAUUUUAGUUUUUAAAUCCAUGGUAUUUGCAGUUAGAAAAUAUGCAGAAUUAAAUCCAGAAACAUGCUAGUUUUUUAAAAAAUAAAGUAUUUCUGGUGCAGUAGAUUUUCUUGGUUUUUCCACCCCUGAACCUUUCUCCUUUUGUAUUCGUUUAGACAAUUAACUGAAGAGAAUAGUAUUGGAAAAGAAAAUCUCAGAGGUGUGGAAGCCAAAUGUGCUGAAAUGGAAGUGCAACUGAAGCACUCUCAGCAGACUAUCCUGAAGCUCGAAAAUAAACUUCAGGUCCAAGACACAGUACUUGAAGAAAAAAAUACCCUGUUGCAUGAAAUUGCUAGCUUAAAAGCUCUUGUUGCACAGCAAAAUGAUCACCUCAAGUUGUAUCAUCAAGAAAUUGAGAAUUCAAGAACUGAACUAAAAACCUUAGAAAACAUUAUUUCCCAGUUGUCUCAAAGUUCACCAAGAGAGGUACAGUAACCUUUUUGUUUUUUGUUACUGUCAGCAGACUAAAUAUACACUGGAUGAAAUGCAAAGCCUGUGUGUGCAAGGGAGGAGCACUUCUAUUUAUGCACAGAGGAAGGGGCAAAAAUGUCUUCUAAUGGUAACCCGCCUGUAAUUUAUGCAAGGCAUUUCACAGGGUCCUCAAACUUGGAAGUGAACUGUGGGAGGAUACAGAGGGCAGCUUCUUAAAGGGGAAGCUUUAUAAGCACCUCUGCAUACAAGAACACUCCAGUGUUUGUUAAAGUUUUUAUAGUUCAUUAUUGAAGAAGAAGAAGAAGAAGAAGAAUACAUUUUAAAGGGACCUCUGCUUGAACAGAACAUUCAUCUAAAUUCCAAGCACUGGACUGACUAUUGCUGUGUUAAAAGAAUAUAGAGUAACCUGUUUUAUUGGACCUUGCACUGGAACAGUGUUCAUUGAUUUUUACUCUUAUUAAGGGUUGUUUCAAGCACUGCAGUCUAUCUACAUAGUAAGCACAUUGAUGUCAGAAUUGGUUUGUUAGUUUGGAUUUUGGUUAUAUAGUCUAGGAAGCGAUAAUUGAGCAAUGACGUCUCCAGAAUAGACCACAAUUUCUUCCUUGAGGGAGGGCUUCUGAUACUUCACAUACUCAUGUUGAAUAACUCUUCUCAUUGUCCCCUGAAAGGUUUGCCUCAAAGGAAAAAUCCCCACAUUUCUCAUUUUUACCUAGCUUUGUGUGCUACACAUCCUUCCCUUAUUUGAAUAGGGCUUCUAUAACUCUCAAAUAGAGCAGUGCACCCUGAACAAAUUCUUAGGAUGCAUUACACCAGUGGUUGCAACCGAUGCAACUGUCUGAAAAGCCAAUCUGCUAAUCAAGAGGCAGAGAUGAUGGAAUAUCAACCACAAUCCCAGUCCCUUGGUCACACAGAUGUUGAUUUAUAAUCUUAGCAUAAGUGCAAAAGCUAAUAAUGGGGGAAGUAGAUCAGAAAUGACAAUGGUGGAGAAAGCUAAGCAAUUUUCUUUUCCCAUCUAUGUCACAUUUUAUGUUAAUUUUGAAACAUCGUCAAAGUUUUUCACUAGAGUUAGGCACUUUUAAUUCCUGCCAGGUUCAGUGAAAGAGCACGUGCUUAACCCUAACUCUGCUGAGAUAAGGAGAAUUUAAACAUUUUUAGUUUGGGUUGGGUGGUAGAGAUUAAAGUUCCUCAAAUAAUGACCAAUUGUGCCAUAAACAACCUUUUUAUGUGUCUUUCCCCCCUAAACUUGCAGGCUAGUCAUUCCAUGCAUCAUUCUAAAGAAGCAUCAUGUCCCAAUUGCUGUGAUUUAAGUAGAUCCCUGAUAGAAGAGCUAAGGUAUUAUAUUUUAAGCUGAAGUAAUUGUGUGCAUUUGUAACGAGUGUCAAAAAAGAAAGGAAGAAUAAAACUGCUCUCCCUUCUUUCUUUUUCCUAGAUUAAAGCUGACAAUGAAAGAAGCAUUGAUUCAGCAAUUUCAGGCAGAAACUAUGACCAGUAAUCCAUGUCAAGAUCUCUUUGAUGAAAGUGAGAGACAAGAAUUGAAUGGCCUAGAAAUUGAACCAGUAAAAUUGACAGGAAACCAAACAGGUAUGCAUACUAUGAUAUACAAUAGUUGAAACUGUACAGUUUCUUCUGGUAUGGAUUGUUGCUUCAGAACAAUCCGCUGAGCGAUAAGAGCAUGCAUGCCUGCUCCUGUAAUUUAAAGAUUUUAUAAAUUGGUACUCUUAGACACAUGUGUUUCUUUUGUGAAGAGAGAAAACACCAACAACUGGAACUUGUCGCUAAGCAGUUUGAAAAGGUCAAGCAAAGAUUGCAUGGACAGUUAGAAGAACUACGUACUAAACUGGAAAAAUGUGAAGCUGAGAAUUCAUUUUUGAAGGAGACCAUGGCCCAGCGAACUAGUCAGUUUCAAACAAUACAGGAUGAACUGUUGGAGAAAGCUGCAAAAUCUAGUAGCUUGGAACGAGAAGUAAGUAGAAAUGAAGAAGUCUGUAUUCUUAGGAGCUCUCUAGAGCCUUAUCCAGUGCUACAGCCAUGUGUUUCCUCUUCCUCUCCUGUUCCCUCCAGCCCACUAUACACCCUUAAAAUCAGUGCUGGAGGGUGCGGAGACCUUCCAGAGAUUCUGGAUGUGCGUGUGGGAAAACAAGUUCUUUUUAUGUUGUGAACUGCCCUGAGAUCUACAAAUGGAGGGCGGUAUACAAAUUUAAUAAAUGAUGAUGAUUAUGACAACAACAACAAUAAUUUUGCUACUGGAACUAUAAGACUGUAAUAACAUUUUUUUUAUUUGUACUCCACCCAUCUGACUGGGUUGUCCCAGCUGCUUUGGGUGGCUUCCAACAUAUAUAAAAAAAUAAAACAUGACACAUUAAAAAGCUUCCCUAUACAGGGAUGUCUUCUAAUGGUUAGAAAGUUACUCCUUUCCUUGGGAACUGAUGGAAGGGGGUUCCACAGGGUGGGUGCCACUAUCAAGAAGGCUCUCUGCAUGUACACGUACAACGCCUUAGGUACAACCCACAGUUUUUAAUUUCAUAUAGUUCCUACUGUGAAAGGCUAUGCUGUUUUUGCAGGAAAUGACAGCAUACAAAUCAAUAUGGCUAAUUUGACCCAACAUCCCUCCCCCCACAAAAGUCACUGCAAUCAACUAUGCAACCAGCCAUGAUCUGGGCUCUCCAAUCUCUUGCACUGCCAACAAAAACAACCAACCAAUCAACCUAUUUAUGUGAUGCUAACACAAAAACUCUGCACAUACACUAUGCAAUGGAAUGAAAAAUCACUAGCCCCCUCUUUUUCCCACCUCUCUCUCCCCACUUCCCUCCCCAACCUCAAAAUGCCUAUGUAAUAGUGUUUCACACCAAAUGUAAAUGACAUGUAGAAAGGACUCUGAAUUGAAACAGAUAUGAUAUACGUACCUUUGUUAUCCAUGAAAAUCUUUUAAUAAAACCAUUUUUAUGGCCCUAAUCAUAUAGUGGCACCUCUUUGAUUGUUACAGGAAAAGCACCUCUGCAACACCCCAAAGGGCUCCAUUGUUACAGAAACAUGCCUUCUAUAAAUCUCUUUUUCAUCAGUAAUUCAUCUAGAGAUCCUAUCCUUGGAACAUUCCUUCUUUCACAGUGAUAGUUCCUUUUGGAAUUGGAUUGCUGAGGUUGGUCACCUAUAAUCCAGCUAGCAGCUAACUUGAUGCAUUCUUGACAAAGAAUGCCCAAAGUACAUUGUAGUGUUUGUGGCAUAGUCCCACAAGACCCAAUGCAAUACAGUAGCAAUAUAUUUGGUUCGCAUGUAAUGCCAGGGAGCGAGGUGCAAUCCAUUUCACCCGUGAUACUUGAUUGUGGGAAAUGGAAAAUGUCUAGUGAAACAAUAGAGCAUUACUGGGUGAUGAGGUGACUUGUGAAUAUGUGUUGCACAAAGUUUUUUUUUUAAGGUGUGGGCAGAAAAAGUUGUAUUAUCAUUGACAUUUUAUGAAGCGCAUGUGACAUUCAUGGAAACACUUUCAAUAAUUUCACCAUUGUUUAUGCUGAAAAUCUUUUUUAGACUGUGUGUUCUCAGUUUAUAUAUUUCUUUGUAGGCAGCAAGGAAAUCGUCUAGGCUCUCAGCCCUUGAAAAACAGUUGGAAGAAAAGACUCUUGCUUACACAACUGCUGCUGAAAAAAAUACUGAGCUGGAACGGGAAUUAGUGGUAAAACUCCUAUUACCUAUUCACAGCUUCUUGGGAUGGAAGGAGAUGUAUUUACAUACGUAAUGUUAUAUUAAAUACGCCAACAGGCAUUAGUGUUUUCAGAGUUUACCUCUAACGUGAUUUUUAACAAGCAAAUUGUUUUACCUUAAGUGCUUUCAAACAGUUCAGUACAAUGCAGUUUCUGUUUAUACUGUUUUUAGCUGCACUUUGCUUUGUAAUAUGACAUAACGUGGCACUGAAAGAUCCAUAUAAUUUUCCACUGAAGCAUUAAUUUAUGCAGCUCAAUAAUGAAGUUGUUUUUCCUAGGAAGUGAAUGCUCAGCUUCACAGCUUAGAAAGAAACUUCAAUGAGGAACAUGGGCACUUAGCCACAGUGCUUAAAAAAACAAAGAUGAUUCAUCACGAGCAUCAGAAAGAAUUGGAAAAGCAGAUUGAAUUGGUAAGCUUCUAAUUUGUAUAGUAUUUUUCCCCCCAGUUCCUAAAUAUUUUGGUGAUCUCUUAAUAAAAGAUUCAGUGUCUCUCCCAUUCUGCCUUUGUGCUCGAUGCAUAAAUAUAAGAUCAGUCACAUGUAAGAGGCCACUUGAAAUUUAAGUGUAAGGAAGUUGCUUCAGCUGGCAAGUUGUUUCUGAGAGUUAGCUCGGAUUUUGCCCUGGUGUUCUUUCCAGCUACAAAAAUAAUUCUGAAGCAGCAAUAGGCUGCGGACAUUGAGCUGGGUGAAGGGAAAGCCUUCCCAAAAAUGUUCAUAAAGGCACAAACCUACUUCCAUUGAUGGAUAAUUUGUUAUCUCCCCUGCACUUUCAAGAAGCAACUCCAUCAAAAAAUGAAAAUGUCAGGGAGGACUUUCAGCUCUCUCCCUAAAUUCAGCAUACCACAGAACUUAUAGCUGCAGGACAUUCUUUAGUAAGUAUCUCCAGACAUAUAGUUUUACUCAGAGUAGACUUAUUGAAAUUAAUGAACAUGGCUUGGUUAGGCCCAUUAGUUUCAACAGGUCUACUCAAAAUAAAACUUACUUGAAUGCCACCCAUAAAUAUAUUGUUGGCGACCCUGUUAUAAUGAGUAUCAUGUCAAUGUAGCCAAUAAAUGUAACCAGUUGUUGCAGCUAUAUUAUUUGUCAUUCUCUAACAAAUACUUUAUAGGGACGUGGGUGGAACUGUGGGUUAAACCACAGAGCCUAGGACUUGCUGAUCAGAAGGUCAGCGGUUCGAAUCCCUGUGACUGGGUGAGCUCCCGUUGCUCGGUCCCUGCUCCUGCCAACCUAGCAGUUCGAAAGCAUGUCAAAGUUCAAGUAGAUAAAUAGGUACCUCUCCGGCGGGAAGGUAAACGGCGUUUCCGUGCGCUGCUCUGGUUCGCCAGAAUCGGCUUAGUCAUGAUGACCACGUGCCCUGGAAGCUGUACACCGGCUUCCUCGGCCAAUAAAGUGAGAUGAGCACCACAACCCCAGAGCCGGCCACGACUGGACCUAAUGGUCAGGGGUCCCUUUACCUUUAACAAAUACUUUAUGGGUCAGUAACUAAUUCUUCUUUUUAAUAGCUUGAGUCUCGACUAGAAACGAGAUGCCAGCAAUUCCAUGAGCAGGAGAACACAAUGUCACUUUUACAGCAAGAUAUCUUAUGUAAACAACGUCAGAUUGAAUCACUAGAUCUACUGCUAAUAGAAAGCAAAGAGGUAUUUUUUAUUUUUAUUGUGCGGGCUGCUUGCAAAAUACCCGGGGGUUUUUUUUCAUAUGGUCAUUCCCGGUGCUGUGUGUUGUUGCUUCAGAAAGUGCUGCUGGCAUGCUCUGUGACAGCAGCAAAAUCUUAACAUUUCCUCAGGGAGGGGAGAUAAGUUUACACAGUCCUUGCACAGGGCUGCUUCUGUCAGGAUUUAUUAGUUCCAUCACUCCUGUUGAGUUUAUUUUUCUUGGUGGACUAGUAUUUUUUAAAAGUGAACUGUAAAAUCAUGUUUUAAGGUGGUAUGUUUUCUUCUUUUGAUGCUGUAUUCAAACAGGAAAUGGAAAAUCAGAAAACCAAGAAAGAGGAAGCAAUAAGGAUAUUACAGAGCCAAUUUACUGAGGAAACAAUCAAGGUAUGUACACUUCCUUUUCUUUUUUGACUUCUUGUGACUUCUCAUGUCUUGCAAUAUUUUAUUUCAUAAAAUGUAUACACCUCUGUUCCUAAAAAAACCCCUCAAAAUGAUUUACAAGAAGUUUAAGCAAUAAAAUCAAGAAAAGUUUGCUACUGCAUUUUGAAACCUGCAAAAGUUAACAUACAAACAGAUUAAAAUUGACUUAUUAAUUUAAUUAGCUUCUUAAGCAUCUUGGUAGGCUUUCUGUUCCUUUCUCUGAUCAAAACUUUAGACUAUUUAUACUGAAGGCUCUCUUUCCCAUCAUUUAUUCUCCUUAUUUCAUUAUGAAAGGGAAGAAUUUAAGAGUGAGUACCUUAAAAUGAUUUUUUCUUAGGCACCAAAGUAACGUUUGAGCUAUUUAAAUUUGUAAAGAAAAACCCUUUGUGAUUCUAUGUUUAUACUUAUAUCUGUUAUGGUUUAUUAAACUAAUCCUUAAUUUUAUUAUUUAUAUAGCAUGAUCACAGUACAAAACACUUUACAUGCUAACAAUCAUCACAGACAGGCCUCUGCCCCGAAGAGCUUACAAUCUAGAUUUUGAGUCAUGGAGCUGGCAACAAAAAAUGGGGAGGGAAGAAAGGCAAGGGUGAUUAAGAAUCAAUAUGAACAAAUGUACACAUACAUUUAUUUUCCUUAUGGAUGAGGGCUAAAUAACCAAUAGGGUUCUUGAGGAAAGGUGGAUUUAAGGAUGAAUUUGAAAGAAGAGACAAAGGUAGCACCAUGUCGAUCAGGGAGAGAGUUCCAAACAUAAUCACAUGAUACUUUAAAAUGAAGUUUGCCCCAUUUCCCACAACCCACAGAAAAGUAUGUUUGAGGGAGAGAAUGAGACAUCCUAUAACAUUCUGUCUGUAUAACCUACAGACAAGAAUCACAACAUUAGGGUUCUUGUAAUUUUAAUUCAUUGCAUUGAUGAGAUUAUACCAGGGUUAUUUUUGAGUCCCUGGAAUACUGCACUGUGAAAAGCUACUCCUGAUGAAUUCCUUCUGCUGCAUAGCUAUUAGAGGUGCAGGUGAGCUACAGCUGAAAUGUUUCUCUAUCUCCGAGGUAUAAUAAAUUAAUAAGUACUGCACCACAUUCAACUUUAAUUUGUGAAAAACAUUUGUGGCGUGGGUGUGCAAACAUGCAAAUACUUUCUUACGGCUUCAUUUUAAAAUGUUGUGCUGCUCAAAGAUAUGCUCAGAUAUUGUUAUUUUAAAGAACUGGUUUACAUUUCUGCCAGUUUAUUAACUAAAACUACAUUGGCUUUGUACCCAUAACAAAAAGUAGCAUAUUUGAUUGCAAUUUUAGGUUCUGGGGGUGUUCUUUCCCAAAUUUUAUCUCCCUUUGAUUCUCAUUAGGUCAGACAGCUACAAGCAGCGCUAGAUGACUGCAAGGAAGAUCUCGCGGUAUAUUUAAGUAAUCUUGAAGAAAGUAAAGUGUUAUUUGAAAAACAGCUGGCGAAGAAAAAUGACGAGGUAAACUUUUUUGAUGCCUACGUCAUUAAUGCCUACAUUAGAGCAUUAAUGUGUGCAUGGGCCAUUUUUAUGUGAGCACAUUUGUGCAGGUUUAUCCACCUGUGAGUGCUUUCAAUUUUAUGUUUCCAAAAUCUGUCAUAAUGUUUCUCAUUCAAAUUAGUGAGAGGUGCUUGCUGGGGUGUAUUCAUGCUAUCUGCUGUUUCUUCCCCUCGCUUAGUACUUUCCCACCCUUUGCGAGUUCAGGAAACCAGAGGUCCAUUGUGGGUGUGCACAUGGGUUUAUGCACAAGACAAAGACAUUGCUCUUCGAUUGUUAACAACUUAGUGUUCUUCUGGACAUUUUAACUGCCACCCCCCUUUCAGAUGGUUCUGAUUAUGUUAAUGUUUUGCAGAGAAGGUGGGGGUGCUUUGCUUCUUAGAAUUGUACAUUACAAUUUGUUUAGUUUUAAUUGUUGCGUUUUAUAUAUUGUGUUUUUAUAUCGUAAGUCCUCUCAAAACUAUUUUAGUAGUAAGUGUAUAAUAAAUUUACACACACACACACACACAGACACACACUAUAUUAUAUUUAUAUCCCGCCUAAAGGUGGCAGACAUGUAGUUGGCCAUAAUCAUGGUAGCUCCAUGUGGUGGCAUUUGAAUCUUUGUUCAGAAAAAAGCUUUACUUGAGAAUUGGCUUAAUUGCGGUAAAUAUUUUACUCGUAGGACAUGUAAGGAAAUACAGAAGCAUUAAAAUCUUCAGUGUGGCUUAGGAUAGAAAGUGUGCCAGCAGUAUGCAGAUAUAAUAAUUUAGGAUGGUUUAUUUUAAAAUAUAAGUAGGUUUUUCCCAAAGUUCCUCCUUUUUUUUAGAUAGAAGCAUAUUUUUAAAUAUAGACUAUACUACGUGAAUUUGAUUUUAUAUUAUAAUGAAAUUCUGUGAUCAUAUGUGUUUUAGUAGUAACUUAUGUAUGUUGUCAGGCUGCUCUCCUAUGAAUGAUGAAAUGGGAGCAAGCUGAGAAUGUAUCUCAAAGUUAAUACUUCAUCGUUUUUAUUUGUUUCCAGAUACAGCGGUUGCACAAAGAAAUAAAGUUGAAAAAUAACAAUCUUCAGUCAACUAGUGAACAAAACUUCAUUCUGCAGCAAACACUGCAGCAGCAGCAGCAAAUGUUAAACCAGGAAACCAUUAGGAAUUGUGAAUUAGAAGACAGCCAAAUUAAGCUCCAGCAACAGGUACAUAAUGAUCAGUAAAGGGUUUAUAUUGUCCAUGUUACUAUUUGAUACACUUUCAUGUAUCAUGUAUAUUUGGGAAACAAAAUUAUGUUAUGACAUAUGCUGCUCUUGAAAAUGCUUUCUCUAUCAAAAUAGUUUCCUAUGAAGUGUGAGGGGCUACUGUUUGAGGAACACGUGCCUAAAGCCCUGUUGGCCAUAUAGAAUUAGUUUGUUUAUUUAGAUAUUUGCCACUGGAUGUGGUCUAUAAAGGCACAAGUGCAGCAUAGGUCUGUACGCAUUAUAUCCUGCAGUCAGAUUUGCAAAAUUCACGUACACAGGAUUAGGCAAAUGGCACAACUUUUUUUUUUUAUUUCUGAAGUUUGUAAGAGCUUAUUUGCAUACUAAUAGCCUGUUGCUAUAGUUACAGUACAAUCUUAUGCAUGAUUAUUUAGAACUCCCACUGUGUUCGUUAGAGCUUAUUCCUUGGUUAAGGGUUUUUAGGAAUGUGCAAAUAUGCACUUCCCUGCUUUACUUUCAUUUUGUUUGAGUGAUGUUUUAUAAUCCAUAUAAUGCAUUGUGUUCAUUAUAUGGAAGCUUUAUACUUUUCAUUCAUACCAAUAAAAAUUGACUUUAGGGUAGUGGUACCACUUGAGCAGGGAUGCGGGUGGCACUGUGGGUUAAACCACAGAGCCCAGGACUUGCCGAUCAGAAAGUCAGCGGUUCGAAUCCCAGUGACGGGGUGAGCUCCCGUUGCUCAGUCCCUGCUCCUGCCAACCUAGCAGUUCAAAAACACGUCAAAGUGCAAGUAGAUAAAUAGGUACCGCUCUGGCGGGAAGGUAAACGGCGUUUCCGUGUGCUGUUCUGGUUCGCCAGAAGCGGCUUAGUCAUGCUGGCCACAUGACCCGGAAGCUGUACGCCGGCUCCCUCGGCCAAUAAAGCGAGAUGAGUGCCGCAACCCCAGAGUCGGCCACGACUGGACCUAAUGGUCAGGGGUCCCUUUACCUUUACCUUUACCACUUGAGCAGUCUCCAAGCCAUCAGUUCCACAGCAGUCUUGUUACAUUAAAAUUAACUUCUCUGUUACAACUGGUUUCUGGUGGCUCCAGUCUGGUGGAACGCCCCAUCACAAGAGACUAGGGCCCUGCGGGAUUUGACAUCUUUCCACAGGGCCUGCAAGACAGAGCUGUUCCACCAGGCCUUUGGCCAAGGCACAGCCUUUGGUAAUUCUUGAAAGAACUCUAGCCCAAUGGUUGCCAUCAAUUUGAUUUGAACUGAUUUUAUAAUGAAUUGAUUUUAGAAUGCUGUAAUAUUUUACUGUUGUUAGCCGCUCUGAGCCCGGCUUUGAUUGGGGAGGGCGGGAUAUAAAAAAAAAAUUAUAUUAUUAUUAUUCAUUAGUUUUAUGCCUUAGUUGCCUUUUUACUGGAGAAUUAUGCUCUAUACCUGUGAAUCAGAAGGUGAACAGACAUUUAUUUUUUGUUAUUGGACACGUAUCUUGAAAACAAUUGUUUCCAAAGGAGAGGAACUAUAUCCAUUGGGCAAACAGUAAUCAAAGGCCUUUAAGAUAAAGCUAGAUACACAAACUUGCACACGUGUAUAUUUGUUUGUGGUUUCAGGGGAUAGAUACCUGCAAAUGCUCUUUCUUGGCUUUCUCUCUAAACUUUGGAUAAGGAAAUAAAUAUUGAAUAGCCUAACAGUGCUGUUCUGUGUAUGUCUACACACUAACCUCUAUUAAAUCCUUUUAAAAUAGGUAUUAAAAUUAGAGCAAGAACUUCAAAAACAGAAGGAAAUUAUGGAGGAAGAGUUGAGAAAAACUACUGAGAAUCUCCAUUUAGUCUCUGAAGAAGCUGAUUUGAAAAGACAAAAAAUAGCAGAACUCACGGGCACAAUCAGGUAGGUUCAGAAUACUCUUCUGUGGAUCUGUCCUUUUAAAUCUCUAUACUGCAUAUAUCAUUACUUUUAAAUUCUUUUUCUGAAUGUAUCAUCUUUUGAAAGAAGAGGUUUCCAGAACAGAACUUUUUAAGCAAGUUAGUUCAAGCAUUAAGGGCCUGGUAGCUUAAGCCCAAGGGACGCGAGUGGCGCUGUGGGUUAAACCACAGAGCCUAGGACUUGCCGAUCAGAAGGUUGGUGGUUUGAAUCCCCGCGACGGGGUGAGCUCCCAUUGCUCGGUCCCUGCUCCUGCCAACCUAGCAGUUCAAAAGCAGGCCAAAGUGCAAGUAGAUAAAUAGGUACGGCUCCGCCGGGAAGCUAAACGGCGUUUCCGUGCGCUGCUCUGGUUCUCCAGAAGCAGCUUAGUCAUGCUGGCCACAUGACCUGGAAGCUGUACGCCGGCUCCCUCGGCCAAUAAAGCGAGAUGAGCGCCGCAACCCCAGAGUCGGCCACGACUGGACCUAAUGGUCAGGGGUCCCUUUACCUUUACCUUUACCUUUACCUAGCUUAAGCCCACCUUCCUCAACUUGCUGCCCUCCAGACAUCAAGGACUACAACUCCCAUCAGUUGUGCAGGCUGGGGCUGAUGGGAGUUAGGGUCCAAAACAUAUAAAGGGCAACAGUUUGGGGAAGGCUGGUAUAAGCUAUUGUGCUGUUACAUACCCAUCUUAUUUGGAGACAGCUACAUAGUUCCAACUUCUUAAAUACUCAAGUUCAAACUCAGUGUGCCGUAGAUCUAUAUUUUGCUCAGAAUAGCAUGAUGAACAUGCUUAUUUCAGUUACUGAUUGAGAUUUUCUAAUUCUGCUUGCUUAGGCAAAUUAAGAUAGAGAUGGAUCAAUGUAAAGAUGAGCUAAUAGACAUGGAGAAAGAGUUAGUUCACUUAAGACGAGAUGGUCACGCUAAAGCAUCGCAGCUGGGCCACCUGGAAAUGACUUUGGAGGAGAAACAUGAAGAACUGCAGAAAAAGACGCAGCAAGGUAGGCUCUUUACUGUGCUUUUUCAAUGCAAAGGCCACACAUAACUACUUUGAAAUGAAUGUGAUGUGUUUCUCAUGGAUAAUAUACAUUGGAAUGGUAAGCCUACAUGAACGAAACUGACAGGGAACAGGGCUGUAGAAUCUUUGCAGAGCUGUCUAAUAUGUAUGACUAGCACAGCUGCUAGCUUUUUCACUGCUAGAACAGAGCCGUGAAUUCAGUAUGUAGUCCUCAGUCUACACACCUAUAUACACACACACACACACACACACACACUUAACAUCCUUUUCUGCUUUCCAUAUGCACUACAGUGAAACAGUUAGAAGAUAAAUUGCUUCAAGCUGAGACACAGCAAAAGGAUUCUGAGCAGAAAAUAGGAACGCUGGAGACUGACCUGCAGAAUGCCACUGGGAAGCUAAAAACUAGUUUGAGACAACUGCAAGAACUACGGAAUAUGCUACAGGAAACACAGUUGGCUCUGGAGGAGAAGUAUGCUGCUAUCGAGAAUUUAACAGAAGAACUAAGGUAGGCUGAACCCUUGUUACUUAGCUGCAUCACCAUUGUGGACUAGUACUUUGGAAACCUUAUGCUUUAUUUUUAAAUUGAAAUUGCAGAGACUGCAAGGAUGAACUUGAGAACAAAAGGCAAGAACUCCUUGAGAUGGAAAAGAUACUAAAAGAAAGGAAUUGGGAUUUGAAACAAAGAGCAGCUCAGGUUAGAACUUUAUCAGUAUAAUUUAUGAAUUUGGAGAAGCUUCAUACAUGUUUUGGGGGCCUAAGUGAUAACCACAACUCUGUGGUGCAUAAUUUCAUACAUAAUAAGCAACUUCUAAUUCUUGUUUCAUGUUUCUGCCUUCAAUCUCUCUCCCUUUUUAGGUUACACAGUUGGAUAUGUCAAUCCGUGAGCACAGGGGAGAAUUGGAACAAAAAAUAAUUAAAUUAGAAGGAAAUUUGGAAAAAGCAGAGUUGCAGAUCAAGGAAUGCAACAGACAGGUGCUUUGAUUAUCUGUUAUUGGAAAAAAAUUAUUGUAUUGAAGUCAAAUGUAACCCUUACUAAUAUAAUAGCUUGUGGAAGUUUUGAAGCAUGAAACAGUAUAUGGGCUGUGUGUAUCUUAACUAACAAUAUAGUUUUUUAAACAUAGCAAUACAUGUUGUGCCAUUAAUGUACAUAAAAUUAUAACAAUUGCACAAGUAGAACAGUGCCAUAAUCACAAGUGAGUUACAAGAAGGCUUACAGGACAUGUUACCUGCCUGUACACAAUCAAUAUAUUUUACCACUGCAGAACAGUUACCUGACAAAACAGUUACCUGAAACACAUUGGUGCUGCAACAUUCUUUUGUACCAACCACAUAGGUGACUCCCCCUUCACAUAGGUGACCCCCUUCUCCUUUUAUUGGUGUCAGCAGUUGCAGGCCCUGCCCAUUCUGAGGAUGACUUUUCUGAAACUACAUAUGUAUGAGGGUAAAAAAUGGAAGGGAAGGAGCCAUCUUGAACCACAAUUAAUGAAAAAUACUAUUGCAUUAACUAAAGUGGAAGAGUUAAAUACUGUCACAGAAUCUGCACAACUGACCAACUGUAGAUUUUAAACAGAAGUUGUAGAGUUUAAUUCCCAUAAUGUAUAUAAGAUGUGCUGUGGGGCUUUUGUUACAAUUCCUAAAAUAGAUAAUUCUCUUAAUAAGUAAUGCUGUUCUACACCCUGUUGCCAGAUUGAGAGUUUAGAGAGCAAGCUACAGCAUUCCAAAGGUGAACUUCAGGAGAAAGAGUUGAUCAUCCUCCAACAAGAUCAAGAGAUAAAUCGUCUUAAAAAGGAAACUGGAAGAAAACAGGAAAAAGUAACAGAUAUUGAGAAAGUAAGUUUUUUAUUUGCAUAAUGGUUUUUGUCUGUGACUAUAGUCACUAUCUGAUUUUUCAUCAGCCUAAACCAUAAAGGAUAGAGAGAAAUGCAUCCUGUUCAUAAGGGGUUGAAUCCAGAUUUGCUCUUCAGUAAACAGAAGGCUCCUGCUGGAGGAAGCAAGGGGUGUCUGAAUUUUUAUUUAUUUAAUUAUUGCUGAAUAUACACACACACACCUCUUCACAGCAGACUUUUAUAUUAUAAGUGCAAGGGCUGUGAUGGGGUGGGGAAGAAGUAAUUAGCAAAUAUUACUUCCCAUGCAAGCAGCUUUUUGUACUCUUGAUCCAUCAAUUUGACAGUAAGUGUCUAUAUAGGAUUGUGGCCUCAUUGUUUGUUUCCCUUCAUCUCAUGGUGGUCUUUUAAGUCUCAUAAUAUGCUACUGAUUAUUUAUCAUAGUGAGGACAGAAGGCUACACAGAUAAUGGAUCUGAUAAGGCAUGGCAGCAGAAUGGUAUGUUAAAAAUGAAAAAAAAGGAUGUAAAAAUGCUUAAGUUUUGUUAAUGCACAUUGUUUACCCCUUUUAGAAGGUGGAGGAACAGGAAAGGUUCAUGGCAGAACAGCACAAAGAAAUACUUGAUUUGGGUCAGCAGCUGAGGCUAGAACGUGAACAGAUGAAAAAGGUCCAUUUGGAGCUACUGGAAAGUCGCCGUCAACAGGCUCAAGCUCAGAGAGAUGUAGAUAGGCUCUCUCUUGAACUGGAAGAAGUGAACCACCUCUCACAUGAAAAAGUAACCGUUUUUCAUAGUUCUUCCUGUCAACAGAAUUGGCUCGAUACAGGAGUGUUCCUGUACCCAAUUUAAUGUGUAUUGGGCAACAAUGGCUUCCUCACUUUAAUGGGGGUUCAUUGGUUCCCUGCAAGCAGAAAGGGAAAGGAGGAAGGAGGACUAUAUACUACAUGCUUAAAUAUAUUGUUGCUGAUAUUAUUCAUUUCAUAAUUGCCUUUUAGGAAAGUCGUACAAAUCAUUUGGCAGAACAACUAGGGGCAGCUCAGGCACGGGAAGCCCAGUUAGAAGCAAGAAUGCGAACGGAGAUUAGGAGGCUCUCAGCAGAAAUACACUCUCUAAAGCAGUCUUAUACGUCAGAGGUAAAAACAAAAUUGCUCUUCCCAACAUGUGUUGUAUUUUUAGAUGUAUUAGAACUGAACAGUUAAUUUUUAUCUUGGAAUUUUAGAGACUGGCCGUAGGUUUUGCUUGACACCUUGGUUUAAAAGGAAAACUUUUGAUUCUGGCAUUGCAAAUAAGGGAGAACAUAGGAAGAUCCAUUGGCCAACCUACGGUGAUUGGCAGUGGCUCUCCAGGGUUUUGGGCAGCGUUCUCUCCCAGCCCUACCUAGAGAUGCUGGGGAUUAAACCUGUGACCUUCUGCAUGCAAAGCAGAUGCUGUACUACUCAGCAAUAGGCCUUCCCCAAAUGCUUCAGGACCAUUCAUCUUUCUCAUCCCUUCCCAAACAUAAGUUCAGCUACCUUCAUCAAAUUACUAAAUCAACACUGAUAGACGUGACUUUAACAACAGAACAUUUGAUUUUGGGGACUGUCAUUUGAACAAGGAAUACCGUAAUUAUGUAUCAAUUGGGACAUUAGCUUAAUAAGGCUAUUUGUUCCAUGCCUCUAUUAUAAGUUUAAAUAAACGGAUCAUAAAAAGUUUAUUUAAACAUAAAUUAAAACAUAAAAGUUUUGAAUACAUUUUGUUGUCUAUCUCUUCAGAAACUCUUACAUGAAACAGAGGAAACAAAACGGAAGGAGUCGAUAUCUAAAUCUCAUCACCUUUAUGGGCAGUUGCAGCAGCUGAAGCUAGACCUGGAAGAUGCACAAGGCACCGUGUGUAAUCUACAAGAACAGCUUCAGUCCAGAAAUGACAUGAUUGAUGCAGCAAACGAAGCUCUGCUUCUCAAAGUGAGUAAGCACAAGAAUGUGUUUUCUUGACAUACAAGGCAGCGUGGCAAAAAUCUCCUGUACAAGGAGAAAUUAAUAAAAUUAUCCAACUUCACUGAUACUUACUACCAAAGAUCAUUAGCAAUUAGGCUUUUGUGAGACUUGAGGGCCAAAGAUGGUCCUCCGAGCCUAUUUGGCUACGGAGACUCUCCCCAGACCACAUCCUGUCUCCCCAGAACCUGCCUCUCACUGGCCGUACUCUGUAUCAUCCUAGAGUGCCUUUGCUUGGCUGGAAUGUGUCCUUGAUGAUGCCUCUUGCUUGGCUAGAUGGAAAGGUGGGGGGGGUGCCAACCUCUGGUUUUUGCAUGAUGGAAUCCAAAGCUAAGAGUCCCAUCCUUUGCUGUGCUUAGUUCUAUCUUGGACCACCCCCACUUUUGCCUCUAGCUGCACUCGAGAUGGGUGUUCAACCCCAGGGAAUGCAACUAUGGGACUUAAAAAUUUCCCCACCCCUGGUUUGGAGCCUGACUAGACAUUUUUAGGGGGUGGCUGUUGUUGACCUAUGUGUUCCCAUUUUCUGGAUAAUAUCUAGAAUAAGAAAUAGGAAGCCCAAUCAUGUUCAGUGUCUUCCUGCCCUCUGUAGAUGGCAGCCAAUGAAGUGGGACAGGGAAAUGCUGAAAACAUUGUCACCGAAUGAAGUGCUAAGCUAAUGUGAAAGGCAUAAUAUUUUCUUAAUAAAAGUGUUGAGUUAUUUGUUUUUAUUACAUUUUUAGGAAUCUGAAGUAACAAGACUACAAGCUAGAAUUGCAGGCCAUGAAAGAACAGAAAGCAUCAAGCAACUAUCAGCCCCACAAAACAUAUCCACUCAUCAAUGGUUAGAUCAAGAGCCAGACUUUGACAGGCAUUCUCAGAGAAAAUCUGCAAGCACUAAUGAUCCAAGUUUUAAAGAUGAUGGAAAUCUAUUAAAACCGAAAAACAUUUUUACAACCAAUUCUUUGGUAAUUUGUAGGAAGCCAAAAGACACAAUUCACGACUCACCAAAAAGUCCAGAUGAAUCGUCCUUUGAUCCUUUGACACACAUUGUGGAGGAGGAUGAGACUUGUGAUAGCAGUGACUUCCAAACUCUUAGUGGCAUGCUAAAAUAUAUCAACAAAGAGAUGAGUUCUGAAAAUUCUCCAUAAUUUUCACCUGAUGUAAAGGACAAUUCAAGUAUGUAUUUCUGUACCAUAGUAUUUCUUAGGCAAAUAGGACACAGUUCACUUUGUCUGGUGGUGGGGCAGGGAAAUGAUAAUAUUGUUCCCUCUUUGAGUUACAUUUUGUGGAGCAAGCAUGACUACUAAGAUGUAUUAACUAAUUAAUGUACCUCUAGGACAGACUUUACAAAUGUAUCAAGAGUGCAUAUAGGGUCCCUUUUUUUUUUUAAGGACAUGAGCUCAAUCAAAAAUAAAAAGCAUGAUCCUUUGCAGAAGUAAGUUCCACUGUUCAAUGCUUACCUAUCAGGUGAGUGUGCAUAGGAAUGCAGCCUAAACCUGAAAACCGUUUUGAGGAAUUUUCUUCAGGACUAGUUUUUACCUGAUGGUAAUUGCAAACAGAGCAUUAUGAAUAAUGUAAUUCAAUGCUUUUGAUAGAUAUUAGGAUAUCAUCAAGUGCGUAAGUUCUGAUUUAGACCAGUUAAUGCUGUCUCCCAAGAGGUGUCCAAAAUCAUAUAUGAGAGCUCUCAAGGUAGGGAUGGAUCUCUCUGGGUUUGUGAUAGUGCGUAGCACGUCAUCCACAAAUAUGACUAUCUCUUGUUCCCUAACAGCUGCAUGGAUACUGCUGAUCUCACUACUGUAUAUCCAUGGGUUGCACAGGUCAGAGGUUCCAAACACAAAUAAAAAAAGAAGGCUUAUUCCAUUCCUUACCAGGAAUGAGUGGGGCAGGGGAAAGUAUCCUAUUUGUAAAUUACGCAGGAAGACCAUAGGAUCCUAUCAAAGGCCUUCUCUGUAUCAAAUAAGGGGAGGGCGGUUGGGUGAUUAUUAUGCUUGUUCAAGUACUUAGUGUGAGACCAGUAAUUCAUUUUAACUAGAACUUGAGGUCUGCAUGAAUUUCACAUUUGUUAAUGCCUAUGUUAAUAUCUGUUUCAGGAACAAAGAUUGUGAAGUAACAGUGUGCUGGCAAGCAGUCAACCACAGAUGGAUUUAUUGUCUUCAUGAAUAUAAUGAUGUGCCAUUUUAUACAAACCCUGUAUAUAUUUGAGAAACAUAGUGACUCAUAAUCCCUUCCUAUUUAUCCCAAUUCUAUUUUUUUAUUACUGCUUUGAAGUAAUUUGUACAGUAAUAAAGGUGUGGUGGGUUUUUUUUUCUCUUAAAGGGAAAUCUGAAGGAUCUGGAUUUUUUAAAAAACUAUUUUCCUGAUACUUGAAUAUUUCAGAUAAAUGUAUUAUUAUUGAAUUAAUAAACAAACAAUACACA